Messenger RNA from Spodoptera litura, 1894 nucleotides. It is a transcript of the gene Pus1, whose product is annotated as Pseudouridine synthase 1. Gene Ontology annotation, cellular component: nucleus. The record is from RefSeq and is a predicted model, not a curated record. Gene Ontology annotation, biological process: mRNA pseudouridine synthesis; tRNA pseudouridine synthesis. NCBI's taxonomy places the organism in Eukaryota, Metazoa, Arthropoda, Insecta, Lepidoptera, Noctuidae. Gene Ontology annotation, molecular function: RNA binding; pseudouridine synthase activity.
AUAUUUUAUAGUCUAUGACUGGAAAAAUUAAAUUUAAAUUAAAAUGGCUACCCGUGUCUGUGUGAUUUUGCUAUGGUCGUAGAAUUGGUGCCAUUUGAGCAUUUUUUGCUGUUUUUGUGUGUUCAGUUGUGAUUAUCAAUAAAAUAUUUGUUCGUAGGUAUGUCCGUAAUAUUUUACAGAUUAUUUGUAAAUGCAUUGAGACAAAAUCUGCCGAGACAUCCCAUUAAAUCAGUGCCGCAUGUGCGCUCUAUAUCAGCCAUGGAGGUAGCUACUGUGGAAAAAGUAGCAGAUGAUAAUCAAAAAGAAUCUCAAGAAAUAGUACAAAACAAAAAUUUUACAAGGUUCAAACAACGAUUCAUGAAGCGACAAUGGCAGGAUCCAGAUCCAAAUAAAACUGAGAAUGGUGAAUCAGACGAGAAGAAACAUUGUGAAAGACCAGUAGAAAGGAUCAAAAGAAAGAAAAUGGCACUUGUUUUGGGGUACUGUGGUGUGGAUUACUAUGGUAUGCAACGUAAUCCUGGUGUACGAACAAUAGAGGAAGAUUUAUUGAAGGCAUUAAUGGAGGCUAAAUAUAUAACUGAAGACGAUUUCAAUAAUCAGCAGAACACACAGUUUCAAAGGAGUUCUCGGACGGACAAGGGUGUAUCUGCUGCCAGACAGGUUGUGUCACUUAAACUACCUCUGGAAGUAGAUAUCAAUGAAAUAAAUAAAAGACUGCCGGAUUGUAUCAAAGUAUUUGGUAUAAAGAGAGUGACAAACAAAUUCAACUCAAAAUCAAAGUGUAAUGCGAGAACAUAUAGCUACACUCUUCCCACUUAUGUAUUUGAACCUAGCUUAGUAACUGAUGAGGAGAGAAAGCAAUAUAGAAUAUCAGAAGAUAAAAAAGAACAAGUCGGAAAGGUGCUAGAAGUUUAUAAAGGAACAAAGAGUUAUCAUAAUUUUACAGAAAAGAAGCAUCACCAAGAUCCUUCAUCGCUAAGGUACAUGAUGGGAUUCACUUUAGACAGAGUGUUUGUUGAUUCAGAAAUGGAAUUUGCAGUUCUGUUAGUAAAGGGUCAAAGUUUUAUGCUGCAUCAAAUUCGUAAGAUGGUUGGUCUGGCGAUAGCUGUGCUGCGCGGUCAUACUGAUAAUUCCAUUCUUGAGAAAGCUUUUGGCAAGGAAAAGGUUAUGAUACCAACCGCUCCUGGGCUUGGACUUGUCCUCGAUACGGUCCACUAUGACAGGUAUGACAACAAAUUCAAAGACAGCCAUGACAGUUUAACUUGGACAUCUGAAGAGGAAGAAAUACAAAAAUUUAAGCAUGAACACAUAUACCCUGUAAUCGUUAAGGGAGAAGUAGAGAACAACUCCAUGGCCUUGUGGCUUGAGAAAAUGAGUAAUCAUUCAUAUGAACCAUCGGAAGAUGUUCCAGAGAAAAUAGAUGAGAAAGAACUGGCUGCUGGUGGUGAUGAUGAUGAUGAUAUUGAUGAAGAAGAUGAAGGUGAUGAUGAGAAAAAUGAUAGAAAAAACAGCAAUACUGUUGUAUCCACGGCUGCGCAAAGUAAUAUGGAAAAUGGUAACACUGAUAAAAGUGGAAACCUAUGAAUAUUUUGUUUGUAGUGUACAGAAGUAACUAAUGACAAGAAUGAAAGUGUUGUUCUACAUACUGUCUAAGUGAUUGACUGUCCUUUAAGGUCUUAGAAUAAAUAUUUUGAAUAUACACAUGUAUAAAUAUAGGAAUAGUAGUUUUAGUAUACAUAGUAGGUUUAUACAAUUGUAACCUAAGCAUAAUUAAGAAUGUAAUAUUUAUUAUUACCUUUCUUUGACAUUUGAACAACAAACUGUUGUAUUGUAUAUUACAUUAGUAGGAGGGCAAUUAAUUAUAAAUGGCUGAGCCAUACAUAAGAAAAUAUAA